This is a messenger RNA of Ipomoea nil (Japanese morning glory), 1878 nucleotides long. RefSeq names its product cytochrome P450 78A7. Bases 151 to 1785 code for a protein of 544 amino acids. NCBI's taxonomy places the organism in Eukaryota, Viridiplantae, Streptophyta, Magnoliopsida, Solanales, Convolvulaceae. Gene Ontology annotation, molecular function: monooxygenase activity; oxidoreductase activity, acting on paired donors, with incorporation or reduction of molecular oxygen; heme binding. The record is from RefSeq and is a predicted model, not a curated record. The transcript has 2 exons.
CUCCUGAUCCAAGAUCAUUCCUUCUAUUUAAACUGUUCUUCCCUCCCUCACAUCCACCACCAAAACCAACAUACACAACAAAGCACAAAUCACAUCUCUCUCUCUCUCUCUCUCCUCUCUCAAUCUCUAGCAAACACUCAAACAGUACUUAUGGGUUUUACCUCAAUUUAUGAGGAUACCCAUUGGUGGAUGUUAACCUUACCAAGUGUUCUUGAAACUCAGUAUCUAUCAGACAUUAUGGUCCUUUUCAUAAUCUUGGCAGCGUUUCUGGUCGGUGGUUUGGUAACUCGGGCUUUUUCGGGUGGCGGCCCGGCUUGGAAAAACGGCCGUAACAGAAUGGGCCGAGUCAAGAUUCCUGGACCCACGGGCCUCCCCAUUUUCGGCAGCUUAUUCAGCUUGAGCCACGGCUUGGCUCACCGCACUCUGGCUGCCAUGGCUUCCCGUGCUGCCAGUGCCAGUGUCGCCACCCAACUCAUGGCAUUCAGCCUCGGAUCCACCCCGGUGGUAGUGGCGUCGGAUCCGCACACGGCCCGAGAAAUCCUGACUUCCCCGCACUUCGCGAACCGCCCCGUGAAGGAGUCGGCUAAGCAGCUGAUGUUCAGCCGAGCCAUCGGGUUCGCCCCCAACGGGUCGUACUGGCGGCUCCUGAGGAGAAUCGCGUCAACUCACCUCUUCGCGCCGCAGCGCAUUUUAGCGCACGGAAGCGGACGGUGGCUAGAAUGCGCCGCCAUGCUGAAAUCCAUAACCGAAGAGCAAAAACUCCAUGGCUACGUAACCCUAAGGAAACACCUCCAGGCUGCUUCCCUCAACAACAUCAUGGGAAUCGUUUUCGGGGAGAAAUAUGAAAUGAAUAACGAGGAAAAGAAUAGUAUAGAGGUUGAAGAAUUAGUGAGAGAAGGGUUCGAGCUGCUGGGUGGUUUCAACUGGUCCGAUCACCUGCCGUGGUUGAAGCAUUUGUACGAUCCAUUUCGGGUCCAACAACGUUGUUUGGCCCUCGUCCCUCGUGUCCAAAGGCUAGUUAAGGCAAUAAUCGAAGAACACAAGAGCAAGAAACAUGUGGAGGAAAAUCAUGUUUCAGAUCAUCAAUCUUUCGUGGAUGUCUUGCUCUCCCUAGAUGGCGAAGAGAAGUUGGAUGAGGAUGACAUGGUGGCUGUUUUGUGGGAAAUGAUCUUUCGUGGUACCGACACAACAGCUCUUCUAACGGAAUGGAUCAUGGCAGAAUUGGUUCUAAACCGAGGAGUCCAAGACAAGCUUAGGAAUGAAUUAGACAAUAUUGUUGGACAAAACAAAACCAUCACUGAUGCUGUCAUUUCCCGACUACCUUAUCUCCAAGCAAUUGUAAAAGAGACUUUACGUCUACAUCCACCGGGACCACUCCUUGCGUGGUCCCGACUGUCUACCUCUGACGUUCAACUUAGUAACGGGAUGGUGAUCCCUGCCAACACGACUGCCAUGGUCAACAUGUGGGCCAUUUCUCAUGACCCCGCCUUGUGGGACCAGCCAUUUGUGUUCUCUCCGGAGAGGUUUGACCCUGCCGCCCCCGGUGGGAUGUAUGUGGACGUGAGGGGGAACGACUUGAGGCUCACACCGUUUGGAGCUGGCCGGAGGGUUUGUCCGGGGAAGAACUUAGGAUUAGCCACGGUGAGUUUAUGGGUGGCAAACUUUGUUCAACAUUUCGAGUGGAUUGAGAUUGAGAGUCAACCUGUAGACCUAAGUGAGGUUUUGAAGCUCUCGUGUGAUAUGAAACAUCCGCUAUUGGCUAAGGUUGUCCCACGAAAUUAUUGACGCCUAUGUAUUCAGGUUCCCUUGUGCCUUUACUCUCUGAUCUCAACCUAUCAACCUAUAUAAGUUGUGUGUAAUUUAACAUAAUUAAGUAAU